Molecule: messenger RNA, 2213 nt
Organism: Neoarius graeffei (lesser salmon catfish)
Lineage: Eukaryota; Metazoa; Chordata; Actinopteri; Siluriformes; Ariidae
Product: RNA-binding protein 33-like
Exons: 6
Coding region: 652-2169 (505 amino acids)
Source: RefSeq, a predicted model, not a curated record
UGACAUCGGUCUGACUGACGUAAAGUCUUACGUUAAUGGUUGGAGUGCGGGAAGGAGAGCUGGAGGAAGAACCGUUACAGGACGUAAAAGAAGGUAAGCGACAUCUUUGUCAAGCGUAAUUUGGGUAAAACUUUGUAAAAAUUUAGAUGGCGUGUGUUUAUGUUGGUUCAGAUACUUUUUUUUUUUGAAGAAACUGGUCGGCAUAUCUAGCUUCAUGUGCUAGCUUCAUGGCCACAUGUGGCCAUGAACUUGUUAUGAUUAGCUAACAUUAACUGGUAACUUAUUGCGGUAAUAUCUUUAUGUAAAGAAUAUGCACUUUGGGAUUAUUUUUUUUCACAAACAGUGAAGUGAGUAAUACUGAACUCCAUUGAAAAAAACUUCAAAUUAACACAACGAUGAUUGUGAUGGAUCGCCUGCUAGCCGGUCAUUUAAGUUACAUUGUUACCGAAAUUAGUCCAUAUUUACCUACAAAAUAUGUGCCGAAUUACAUUGAAGUGGCUAAUGAAUAUUAUUUUUUCAGUAUUAUCCAUGUUGUUUAUCCUAAGACUGCUCUAAACAAGACUUGUUGUAAAUGGUGUAUGUUUAUAAGGGAGCAGGCAGCUGGACAGAGUUCAGUAUCUCCAGCACACACCUCCAGCGUUUCAGAGCAGAAUGGAUGGCCCAGCAGGAAAUGCCAAAAAAGAGAUGCCAAAAAAAGAGAUGCCCAAAAGAGUGCGAUACCCACCGAAGAAGUUGCGUUUUUAUGAACCAGACCCUGGCUCACCCAAAGAUGACUCCGAUGGACUUUUUGUAUUUUUGACCUUUGAAGAUGGAUACACGGCAAAGAUAUUUAAUGUCUGUGAUAUACUAAGCAAAGAUGAUAAACCCACUGCCUGCCUUAGAGAUCUGAAGCCAGGGGAAGAAGUACUUGCAAGAUGGUCCGACAGCAAGUUCUACCGCGCCACAGUGGACUUCGUUGGAACAGAUAACAAGACAGUGGAUGCCAAGAAGGCCACAAAGAAAGACAUGAAAAAAAGAGAUGCAGCUGCUCAAAGAUUCUACAACCUUCCAUCACUACCUCAAGCAGGUCAGUCCACCUCUGUACAGGAUCAUCCAAAUACUGUGGCCCACAAUGUCAUCCAGCCUCCAACUACCUGGCCAGUGUACCAACCUCAACCUAUCGAGUCAUCUUUACCUAUCCAGCCACAGCACCAGCCUGUAACUGCCUGGCCACAGUACCAGGUUCCAGUUUCCCAGUCAUCGCCACACACGCAUCCAUGUUACCAGCAUCCACCUAUCCAGCCACUCCACCAGUAUGCACCCACUCUGUCUCCAGUCACACAUUGUUCCAACCUUUCGCAGUAUCCAAAGCAUCACCAACCUCACACGGCACUGCCCACAUCUUCAGACCUGUCACAACAACCUGUUUUGGUGGAUUUGGAUCACCGAAGACAGCCACCAGCUCCUACUGUAACACCCAAAGAAAGCUUUCUCAAAAUGUUGUACAGUCCUAAUAAAAACCAAAAACCUGCUGUUCUUGGGGAUCAGAGCCAGCCUAGUACGUCUGAACAUGAGACUUCUUCAAGCUCGUCAUCUGCAGAUACUUUAAUCAUCGAGCGUGAUCCACUUCCAGAAUAUGGAGAGCCAGUUUUCAGUUUGCCUGAAUCAAGAGAAGACAGAUCAUGGAAGCCAUGCAGGGCAUGCAAGCCAGAGGUGGAAAAAUUAGUGGAGGAGAAGGCCAAACUGCAGGAUGUGCUGUGCGGUAUAAGUGGUGAGCACCUCGAGGCAUUAAAAAGCUUUCUGAACAAAGUGGAACAGAUCCAACCUCAGGCUGGUGUUGGGGCUCCAGAACACAGAUCUGGGAAGCAAGAGCUGUAUCCAGAAAGUGGCCUAUUCGUGUCUUCUACCCGCCUGGCUGCAAUACAUGCAGAAGCAAAGAAGGACUGCCUCCGAUUGUUCCAUCUUCUUUUUGAUGAGUUCUUUACUGCAGCAGAGUGCCGAAAUGCUGUGGCCUUUGGGAAGCACGGGAAGGUGCCAGAUGGGAAGACAGUCCUGGAUAAGUUCAAGGUCAAUGGGAUUCUAACUUACAUCAUGCGCUGUAGUACCCUGGAUGGAUGGACACCUGUGGAGAAAAGUAAGGUCAAAAAAGGCUUCAUAAACAAAUGCCGCAUCAGGGCCACAACACUGUAAAGUAUUGGAUGUGGCACACUGAGACAUUUGUUGAAAUGACCAUG